Messenger RNA from Annulohypoxylon maeteangense, 540 nucleotides. RefSeq lists its product as uncharacterized. The coding region runs from base 174 to 482 and encodes 102 amino acids. The record is from RefSeq and is a predicted model, not a curated record. The transcript has 4 exons. NCBI's taxonomy places the organism in Eukaryota, Fungi, Ascomycota, Sordariomycetes, Xylariales, Hypoxylaceae.
AAUGAAGAUAUUCCAGCAUCAGCAUCAGCAUUCAUCUCAACAAUCAGCCUUUCUCUUCAAACUUUUCAGUUCGAUAUCAAUUCAUUCUUUCGACCAGGUGUCGCUCGCUUCGUACACUUCACGCACAUACUUCACCAAGUAAAUUUCAAAACUUACCAACCACUCUCUUCAAAAUGGUUCGCAUCGCCGCCGCCGCUUUCCUUGCUUUCGCCUUCACGGCCUUUGCUCAAGUCACCCCCAACAACGCCGGUGCCAAGAACGUUGGCCAGGGCAACGGACAGCAAUUCAUCACCGGAGGUUGCACUGCGGAUGCUGACUGCCAGUCGGCUUGCUGCGCUGAGGUCCAGUCAUCUGGUCUCGGAGUCUGCUCUGCUGAGGCUGCCUCUAACCAGAACGGAAAGCUUGGCUGUGGCUUCGUUGACCCCAACGCCGCCUCGACCAUCGCCAACGCCCAGGCUCAGGUCAAGAAGCAGGGAUUCUAAGCUUCUCCGCAAAAUGAUUGAUGGGAUUCGUUGUUGAUAGCUCGACUCCCUGUGGUGG